AUGGCAACCGACAUUGCCGAAAGUCAAAACCAAGCUCUAUACAUACCUCUCCGACCCGGAGUUUAUGCGCCACUACCGACGUUCUUCGAUGACGAUCAAGAAAUCGAUUAUGAGACCUACAAAAUCCACUUACUUAAUUUGGCUACAAAGGGAAUGGAGAUAAUAUCAUUUGAUAUAUCUCAUAUAUCUAACCUUAUCCAGAGCUUUGAAGAAAGAACGAGCCUUAUCCGAUUCAUCAGAGCAACAUUGGACGAAGCAGGCCUUCAAUCAACUCCAAUCGUGGCUGGGGUGGGGGGUUUAAGCACAAGAGAAACUAUCCAGCUGUCCCAAGCAGCAGCGGAAGCAGGCGCAGAUGCUGGGAUGGUGAUCCUUCCUGCUUAUUAUGCAGCGAGUCUUAACACAGAUUCAGAGCAGGUCAUUCAGUAUUAUAUUGAUAUUUGUGCUGGAUCACCGAUUCCCUUGCUUCUGUACAAUUUUCCCUCUAAUGCAGGUGGCCAAGACAUGUCCUCUGAAGUCAUAAGCGCAGUGAUCAAACAGGCCCCCAAUUUGUGUGGUGUCAAACUGACAUGUGGCGGCAGCAUUGGCAAACUCAUCCGCCUCAACGCUGCAACCUCCGAGGAUUCAGCCAUUAAUAGCAGUAGAAAAUUCCCCUUUCUUCUGCUUGACGGUCUGAUCGCCGAUCUGACCCCAUGGAUGAAGUGCGGUGGCCAUGGAACUGUAAGCGGUCUACCAAACUUUGCACCUUGCGCCUCUAUGCGGCUGUGGGAUUUGCUCAACUUAUCAUCGCCCUCGAAUGAUGAGGUUCAAGAAGCAGCAAGAAUUCAAGCAAUUCUCUCCAGGGCGGAUGCAGCCGCCGUACCGGGUGGUAUUCGUGCGAUGAAAUACGCUUUGAAUAAGAUACAUGGGUAUGGGAAAGCUCCACGGAAGCCUCUUCUUCCUUUGAAGGAGGCCGAGGGAGAAGAAUUCAUGGCGGCUUUGAAUGAGAUGUUUCAACUAGAGCGUGACAUUGAGAGCAGCAAUGGGCAUCCCGAGGUCCAUGGAUGUACUUAG
This is a messenger RNA of Penicillium odoratum, 1050 nucleotides long. Its product is annotated as dihydrodipicolinate synthase family protein. Gene Ontology annotation, molecular function: 4-hydroxy-tetrahydrodipicolinate synthase activity. The transcript has 8 exons. NCBI's taxonomy places the organism in Eukaryota, Fungi, Ascomycota, Eurotiomycetes, Eurotiales, Aspergillaceae. The coding region runs from base 1 to 1050 and encodes 349 amino acids. The record is from RefSeq and is a predicted model, not a curated record.